This is a messenger RNA of Penicillium psychrosexuale, 1356 nucleotides long. Its product is annotated as phosphotransferase family protein. NCBI's taxonomy places the organism in Eukaryota, Fungi, Ascomycota, Eurotiomycetes, Eurotiales, Aspergillaceae. Bases 1 to 1356 code for a protein of 451 amino acids. The transcript has a single exon. The record is from RefSeq and is a predicted model, not a curated record.
AUGGAUUUCGAUAAUAUUGUUGAAAAGAAAAAUGAACAGAAGGCUGCUGCUUGGUUGAAACUUUGGUCAAGCCGAAGCCCGGAAAUUUUGUCUAUGCAGCUUGCUAAGAAGCAUCGACCGGGUGAAAUUUUAUCUGCGUGUCUAUGGAAAAGUGGUGCUUUCAAUAUAUGCUAUCGGGUCAGAUAUGAUGAUGGACCAGAUGUCAUUGUUCGUUUCGCUGCCCUUGGAAGGGCUAUCCUCCGCAGGGAGAAAGUCCAAAUCGAAGUUGCAACAAUGAGAUACAUACGCGAGAAUACUUCGAUAACUAUUCCUGAAGUGUUCGGUUCCGAUAUCUGCUGGGCGGGGCCUUACAUUGUUAUGUCAUUUCUCGAAGGAGUACCAUUAUCGCAACUCCUCAAAGAUCCUCAUUCAAAGGGAAGACCAGUCCUGAACCCGCAAAUAAGCGAUCGGGGCUUGAAGCGGGCUUAUCGCGAAAUGGCCGCGCUUGUUCUGGAGCUUUCCAAACACGAAUUUGAUUCUAUUGGUGCGCUCGAAGAGAAUGAAAGGGGUUUCUCUAUCACCAGGCGACCUCUGACCUUCAACAUGAAUGAGUUAAUGGUGUCUGCAAAUUUACCCGAAGAAGUCUUCCCCUCGCACACCUUCAGGUCAGCCACAGACUACUUCCAAUCGCUUGCUAUGCAGCAUCUCUCCCAUCUUCGGCUACAGCAACGAGAUGCUGUUAGCAGCGAGGAGGACUGCCGGAGGAAAUUCACUGCACGUUGUUUGUUCCUGGAUAUUACAAAGAAACUCUGCACCGAGCAUCCACAAGGGCCCUUUCGGCUAUAUUGUGACGACCUUCGUCCUUCAAAUAUCCUAAUAGAUCUCGAUUCUUCCCGUGCCUCGGGGGUUAUUGACUGGGAGUUUACAUAUGCUGCACCUGCUGAGUUUACAUGGGUAGCUCCUUGGUGGCUCUUGUUGCAAAGCCCCGAGGACUGGGAGGGUGAUCUCAACCUGUUUCUAACUCGGUAUUCUCCCAGGCUUCGUGCCUUUUUGGGAGUACUAGGCGACCAUGAAAGCAAGUUGAUAGAACAACAACUCCUCUCCGAGUCACAGCGCCUGUCUCCACGCAUGGAAGACUCCAUGAAGACUGGGUUAUUUUGGGUCUGUUUAGCAGCAAGGUACAGCUCCAUGUUCGAUGAGAUCUAUUGGACAUUCAUCGAUCAUCGGUAUUAUGGUACCUUUACUUCUCUUGAUGACCGUAUUCAGCUUUUGGACCAAGAACAACAGCAAGAAAUGAACGAGCUUGUGACGCUCAAGACCAAGGAUGAAGAGAGUUUCGAUGAUCACUAUCCAAUUGAUGAGCUUCUUGAGUUAUGA